Molecule: messenger RNA, 1253 nt
Organism: Clarias gariepinus (North African catfish)
Lineage: Eukaryota; Metazoa; Chordata; Actinopteri; Siluriformes; Clariidae
Product: C-type lectin domain family 10 member A-like
Exons: 5
Coding region: 1-1035 (344 amino acids)
Source: RefSeq, a predicted model, not a curated record
AUGAGCGGAUCACGGUCCAGCUGUGACACUGGGGAAGCGACUAUGGGUGACGCACUGGCGCAGCAACUCGGCUGCAAGCCGGCUCUGAUGGCUGAUCACCACCGGAGAGCCUGGAGGACGGGGAGAAUAUUCGAGGUCGAGGGUUCUACGUCGCCAUGGCGCUCCACUUGCUCACAGUACCGACCACGCGCUUUGCUGCCCAGCCGUCGGGAUAAAGCGCCGCCGUUAACGUGUCACACUGGAUGGAGCAGGUGUUACAGAGUGACUGCAGUGUGCUCGCUGAUGCUGUGGGUGCUCUUGCUGACUGCCUCCACUUUCCUGUUGGUUAAGUUCAACACUCGGAAUAUGGAAAAUAACCAGUUACAGACCAAAAACAAGGACCUGACCAUAGAGAAAGACCAGCCACAGACCAAAAACAAGAACCUGACCAUAGAGAGAGACCAGCUACAGACCAGAAACAAGAACCUGACCAUAGAGAGAGACCAGCUACAAACCAGAAACAAGGACCUGACCAUAGAGAGAGACCAGCUACAGACCAGAAACAAGAACCUGACCAUAGAGAGAGACCAGCUACAGACCAGAAACAAGGACCUGACCAUAGAGAGAGACCAGUUAAAGACCAGAAACAAUGGCCUUCAAAACAGGUUGACCACCUUAGAACAAAGAUGGAUCCUAUUUAGCUCUAGUUUUUACUAUAUUUCUACUAAGAGGAUGAACUGGACUGAGAGCAGACAGGACUGCAAAGAGAGAGGAGCAGACCUGGUAAUCAUAAACAGCAGAGAGGAACAGGAAUUCAUCCUUAAACAUGUGGUACAUGAUGAAGCUUGGCUUGGCCUGAGUGACAGAGAAACAGAGGGAAAGUGGAAAUGGGUGGAUGGUACAGAACUGACCGCAAGCACUGGGUACUGGCGUAAGGGGGAACCAAAUAAUUCACAUAAUAAAGAGGACUGUGCCAUACUGUGGAACUUUCCAGAUAAGAAGGGUUGGAAUGACGUGCCAUGUGAUUUUGUGAUGAGGUGGAUUUGUGAGAUUUAGUGCUAAAUGUAUAAACAACUGGAAAAUGCUAAAAAUGCUUGCAGACAUAAUAAACUAAAUGCACCAAGAAGUUGGACCAGCUGUAACUAUCAUGUGUGAAGUGUUUUUAACUACCACAUGGUGAAAUUCAUGCAAUUUCUAUAUCUCAAUUUCAUGUAAACCACAGCCCACAGAUAACCAAAGCCAUGUACACUCCACUACCAGUCCUCUAAUCUACA